Chlamydomonas reinhardtii is the source of this 1745-nucleotide messenger RNA. RefSeq lists its product as uncharacterized. Bases 585 to 1670 code for a protein of 361 amino acids. Lineage: Eukaryota; Viridiplantae; Chlorophyta; Chlorophyceae; Chlamydomonadales; Chlamydomonadaceae. The record is from RefSeq and is a predicted model, not a curated record. The transcript is spliced from 2 exons.
CUGCAGCGUCCUGGCAUCUUUUGAAUAACCCACAGCGAACCUGACAAGCUUACGGUAGCUCAGCACGCGAAUAUUUACUUGGCAUCCAGGCGCAUUCCUUUCUCAAUCCUUCACGAUGUCCGCUCCUGGUGGCCGCUUCACGCACCCGUGGCUCGCGCCUCUGCCUCCUGGCCGCGCCCGCGCUUACGACCUCAUCUACAAGGUUUGCGCCACUGCGCUGAUUGCUGUCUCCGCUUACACCUUCGUGGAGGUUGGACGUGGUACCUACUACGUGAUGCACUCCAACCGCGCUCGUCGCGCGGCCGACGCCGAGCAGGCGCCGGAGUCUCGCAGCCAGUGAGCCUGCACACGGCGGCUGCGGCGCAGACCUGCAGCCGCGAGCAGUGACCGACAUACUGCAGCGCGAGUGCAUCAUUCUAGGGCAGACAUGGCAGGGCUCGGCAUGCGGUGCACGCGUGCAUAGAGAGGAUAAGUCAGGAAGGCCGGCAUAGGGCAGCUAGCCCAGCAUAGUAGCACCAGCAGUAGCGACAGCAACAGCGGGCUUGAAGCAGCGCGUGCGCCACGCCGACGUCCAAAUGUUAGAGAUGCGGUCCGCUGUGCUGGUCAGACUCAACGGGUCAGCGCAACAAGUCAGCUCGCGCGCAGGGUGGGGGAUAGCCAGGUCCACAACGCGGCGGCAUCAAGUGGCGCGGCUGCGGCUCUGCCGCAGGACAGCGGUAACGCCUGGGGGCAGUAGUGGUGGCACCGAUGACAGCGACAGCACGGACGCAUUCGAGGCCGCGGGCGCGCCGCCGGCCUGGCGCGAGCGGCUGCAGCCAGGAGUCCAGUGGAAGGUGCAGUGGCAGGUGGGCGCCGGCGCCGCGCCCAGCAGCACCAGCGCCAGCCCCGCAGUGGGCGGCGCGCCGGGCAGCCCGCAACCGCCCGCAGCCGAUUCUGGCCCUGAAUGCAGCUCUGGGGCCAACUCGGGCGGCCCAAAUACCGACUUUAAGUCCAGCUUUAAGUGGACGCGCUUCGACCGCGGCUCAGCCGUUCGCGCGGCGGCGCUGGCGGACUCUGGCUGGGAUGAGGCUACGUUCGAGACUCGUCUGACUGACCUGGCCGCCGUGCUCCCCGACCUGCGCCGCCGGCUGCCGGAGCUGCCGCUGGCGGUGCUGCUCGCGGCGCUGCGCAACCCGCGCGCCGCGGCGGCGCAGGUCGUGACGCUGAAGGCAGCGCUCCCAGGCCUGGACGUAGGCGCGCUGAUGCUGUGCCACCCGCCGUUCAUGGACCCGGAUGCCUGGCCGCCGGCGCGCCUGGCGGCGGGCGCGGCGCAUGCAGCUGCGGUGCUGGGCGGGCAGGUCGCGGCGGAGGGCGUGCUCCAGUGGUACCCACCGCUGCUGGACCCAGAGCUGCUUGACGGCAGCGUGGCGCAGCUGCGGCGGCUGGUGCCACAGCUGGUUAACAGGCACCUGCCACCUGUAGGGAUGGCGGCAGCGACAAACACAGAGGCGGCCCUGGAUGAGCAGCUAGGUGGCAAAGGCCAGCCGCGGGGGACCCCUGCUGGGGCCAGAAGCAGGAACGAGCCGGAUUCAAAAGAGCUGGUGCAUUUGCUAGGCAUAGUCAUGAAGAGAGCUGCGGGGGAGGAGGGUGGAGAGCGAGGCCCGGCGCCAUGGUGGGAGGCCCCAUUUUAGCAGCUCUCCAAGGGGCGUGUGCGAUACCAUCCAGCAAGACACGAUACUCUGCUACUCAUGUAAAUGCAUACACGC